CACUCACACACACUCACACACACUCCCUCACUCCUGACAGGCAUCCUUCAAGAGAAUCAGAGAAUCAAGUUUCACGGCGAUACAGAGAUUCACACUCACACACACUUUGUCUCGCACACACACACACACUCUCUCUCCCAGGACAGGAUGCUCUACCUGUUGCUGAUGAUGAUGACGACGGCGGCGAUGGUAUCCUGCACUACAGCAGAUGCUCCCGUCAUCUCGUGGCGUGGGUCGCCCACAGGCCCGGAGGUCGUGACGACAUCAUCAUCCCGGCUCGAGCUCAGUUGUCGUGGCAACGGGCCGGUCGAGUGGCAGCUGAAGCCCAGCUACGCUAGGAAGUAUGUCAAGCAAGGGGGCGGGGCCAGGCUGCUGAUCCGCAUUCCGAAGGCGGGGCCGGAACACACCGGAACCUACAGAUGUGGAUACUCCAACAGCAGCCUCCACUCCACCACACACAUCUACGUCAAGGAUCCCGCUGUGGUGUUUCACGUCUCUGGUGGCUCUCUGCGUCCGGUGCGUAAAGAGGGAGAGUCAGUUCUACUUCCUUGUUUGGUGACUGACCCCGCCCUCUCCCCCUACGUCACUCUACGAUUGGCCAACCUGUCGGCCCCGCCUCCUGACCUCAACUUCACCUUUGACCCCCACAGGGGGGUGGAGCUACUACAGCUAGGCCCCGCCCACACUGGUGAUUACGUCUGCGCCACGCUGUCUGGUCCUCGGGGGGAGACGUACUCCAGCACAUUCAGACUCAAUGUCAUACCAUUGCUGCGGGCUCCUCCGUACGUGUAUCUUCAGCAGUCGGAGUUCAUUCGGAUAAAAGGGGAGGAGCUUAGAAUCAGCUGCAAGACACACAACCCCAACUUCAACUACAAUGUGACGUGGAUACACACAUCUAAACACGCGGUGGUCUUGGAGCGGAGCCCAAAUGGGCAGGUGGGUACUCGUCUGGACAUCGAAAGCACGUUGAGCAUCGCCGCGGUAACCCCUGAUGAUGACGGCAAUUACACCUGCGUGGGGAGCAACGAGGCGGGAACCAACAGCACACACACCAGGCUGCACGUCAUAGACGAGGCGUUUGUGCGUCUGCGUGCGGCGUCUCCGAGCAUCCUGAUUGGACGUGAAGGAGGGCUGCUGGAGGUGACGGAAGGGGAGGACGUGACGGUUACCGUGGAGAUAGAAGCCUACCCAGCGCCCAACACACACACCUGGAGCACGCCCGCACACACACACACACACACACACACACGCAACAACACACACACACACCCUCCCCUACAGCGAUAUUACCAACACGGGCCGUACAGGUGGGAGGCAUCUCUACAUAUAAACCGUGUGAACUAUGAAGAGCAGGGAGUGUACACACUCACUGUUGACAACGCCCAGGCCAACGCAACGCUCAACUUUACACUGAUCACCUACCAGCGUCCGGUAGCGGUGGUGCGUCGUGACAACGCGAGUGUGUUAACGUGUGUGUCGGAGGGAUAUCCUGCACCCAGCAUCACCUGGUACCAAUGCCACGGCAUCCGACCCACAUGUGUGGAGAACAGCACAGACACAGAUGACAUAUCAGAGCUGGGGGCGGGGCUUGUGGAGCAGGAAGAGGGGGAGUUUGGGGUGUUGGUGCAGAGCAGCCUUCCCAUUGGCCAGCUGGUGCAGAGCCGGCCUCUGAUUGGCCAAGCUGAAGAACGAAUCACGCUGGAGUGUGUAGCAGCCAAUCACAUGGGCCGACACAGCGCAGUCUUUGCCAUGGAGCUCUCAGAUAAGCGUUUCUCCUCGUACCUGAUUGGUGGAUCAGGAGUGGUGGCCUUCCUCAUCAUCAUCCUCCUCAUCCUCCUCUACAAAUACAAACAGAAGCCGCGCUAUGAGAUCCGCUGGAAGAUCGUGGAGGGUUGCUAUGGCAACAACUACACUUUCAUUGACCCCUCUCAGCUGCCGUACAGCGACGACAAGUGGGAAUUCCCCCGAGACAAACUCCGACUGGGUAAGACGCUGGGUGCGGGUGCGUUCGGUCGUGUCGUCGAGGCAACAGCGUACGGUCUGGGGACCGAGGACAACGUCACACGAGUAGCAGUCAAGAUGCUGAAGGCGAGUGCCCAUUCUGAUGAGAGGGAGGCCCUGAUGUGUGAACUGAAGAUCCUGAGCCACCUGGGACAGCACAAGAACAUCGUCAACCUACUGGGGGCCUGCACACACGGAGGUCCUGUCCUGGUCAUCACUGAGUACUGUUGUCAUGGUGAUCUGUUGAACUUCCUGCGUUCCAAAGCUGAGAGUCUGCUGAACACAGUGAUGUCACAUCCUCCCAUUGUGACAUCACUUCCUCCCGUUACUAUGGAAACCAGCGACUACAAGAAUCUGCUCGGAGGACACAAGUUCAUGAGGAGUGAUAGUGGUAUUUCCAGCACUUGUUCUGCAUCUGACAGCUACCUGGACAUGAGGCCUGUGCACCAACACACACACUCUCCUGCAGGGGUGUGCGUUCAGGAGGAGUGUGAGUCCUGGCCAGUGGACAUGGACGAUCUGCUGCUCUUCUCACUGCAGGUUGCCCAGGGGCUCGAAUUCCUCGCCAACCAGAACUGCAUCCACAGGGACGUGGCGGCCCGUAACGUGUUGCUAAGCGACGGGCGCGUUGCUAAGAUCUGCGACUUCGGAUUGGCCAGAGACAUCAUGAACGACUCUAACUACGUUGUCAAGGGCAACGCGCGUCUGCCAGUGAAGUGGAUGGCUCCGGAGAGUAUCUUUGAGUGUGUGUACACCGUGCAGAGCGACGUGUGGAGCUACGGAAUACUACUGUGGGAGAUCUUUACACUGGGUAAGAGUCCCUACCCCAAUGUGUUGGUGGAUUCCAAGUUCUACAAGAUGAUCAAGACGGGAUACCACAUGACCAGACCUGACUACGCACCGCCUGAGAUCUACUCUCUGAUGAAGAUGUGCUGGACUCUGGAGCCGACGGAACGCCCGACAUUCAGCAAGAUCAGCAGCCUGAUACAGAGACUGCUGGGAGACACACACACACAGGGAACCUAUCAGAAUGCUGGCGCGCAGGUGGAGGAAGAGGAGGAGCCAGACAGAUCAUGUGACCAGAAGGAGGAGGAGCCUGAGAUAUCAUGUGACCAGGCCAAGGAGUCAUGUGACCAAGUGGAGGAGGAAGAGGAGCAGCCACUGAUGAAGAACAACAACUACCAGUUCUGCUGAGAACACACACACACACACACAUUACACACA
Molecule: messenger RNA, 3225 nt
Organism: Engraulis encrasicolus (European anchovy)
Lineage: Eukaryota; Metazoa; Chordata; Actinopteri; Clupeiformes; Engraulidae
Gene: csf1ra
Product: colony stimulating factor 1 receptor, a
Exons: 24
Coding region: 148-3195 (1015 amino acids)
Biological process (GO): protein phosphorylation; regulation of MAPK cascade; osteoclast differentiation
Cellular component (GO): signaling receptor complex; plasma membrane; CSF1-CSF1R complex
Molecular function (GO): growth factor binding; ATP binding; cytokine binding
Source: RefSeq, a predicted model, not a curated record